CCACAGCAUGUUUGUUGCGCUACACUGUAUUCUCCCUGGUCUACCUGUUCUACUUGCUGCUGCUACCAUGGUUCUUCUGGCCCAACAAGCACACAGUCAGAGGUCCAACAGGCCUAUACAUCAAAGGAUUGUUUUGCACCAGUCUGGUUUUUGUGCUGGCUCAUGUCUGUUUCCAGACGAUGCUAUACACAUAUCCACCUCUGUAUACAGCUCUGGCUGACAACUGCACGCAAUGGGACGUGCUCUCCAAACACAUAGGACUGUCAAGGCUUUCAUUGGACGACCCAUGGGGUCUGAUGCGUCAGUUAUGCCCGGAUGUAGGGGUGUGCAUGGUUGCCCUGGUAACCAUGGUACUCUGCAGCCAAAUAUCGAAGAAGAGGGAGCUGCUGGCUGCUUCUAACAUCACCUCGAUUGAAGAUGUACUCACAGACAUUGAAGAAGAAGAAGAAGAAGAAGAAGAAGAGGAAGAGGAAGAGGAAGAAGAAGAAGAUGAGGUGAAUGAAGCAGUCAUUGAUGAAUUUGUUGAAGCAGACAUCGAUGUUGAAGCAGGCAUUGUAGUUGCAGACGAGGAUGAGACGAUGCUUUCAUCCAACAUGCCUGCUGAGAAGGUUUCCACAGCGACCAGAGCUAAGCAGCUGGCCCAGCGACUUCGAACCACAGCACACGAGGUUCUCCAGGACGUAGGACGGAUCCUAACCAUAUGUCUUUUGGCUUUAGCUGGCAUAACUUUUCCAUCUACGUUCUCUGCGGUCUACUUUAUUCUCUUCAUUGGCCUGUGCACAUGGUGGGCGUGUCACCUUCCCAUCAGCCCCGUGGGGUUCAACGCGCUGUGUGUCAUGGUUGGAUUCUUCACUGCUGGACACAUGGUCUGUCUGUAUCUGUACCAGAGUCAGGUGGCACAAAGCCUCUUCCCACCUGAAAGUCUAUGGGCCAGACUGUUUGGCCUGAAGGACAUCAUUCAACAUGGAAACUGUUCUGCCCCCUCAGACCUCAUCGUGAACCUCAACCAUGAUUGGCCCGUCUAUGUCAAUCCGGGUAUAUUGCUCCUUCUCUACAUAACAAUAGCCAUCGUGCUGAAGACCAGCAGCCACAGGACACCAGCCAAGAAAAAAGGUGAGCCAACAAGUGAUAAUGUGGAGCUCAGUUCCAGGAGGACACAGAGGCAUAACUAUGAGGAUGAAACACAGUUUAUGCUCCUGUCUUCAGGUCAUUCAGAGAGACCAGACACUGGGGGAGAGGCCAUUAGUGACCUCUGCCCUGCCAUUAACCCAGAAGGAGAAAACCCGUUCUUUGUCAUGGGACGAGUGGUGAUGCAGCAGAGCUACGUCUGUGCUCUCAUAGCCAUGAUGGUGUGGAGCAUCACUUACCACAGCUGGCUGACCUUUGUGCUGUUGCUAUGGGCUUGUCUCAUAUGGAUUGUGCGGUCCAGACGCCACGUGGCCAUGCUGUGCUCGCCCUUCAUCCUGUUCUACGGCCUGGCGCUGUGUUCUCUGCAGUUCAUCUGGGCCAUGGAGUUCCAGCUAGAGCUGCCCAACAAUGUGGGGCUGCUGAGUCUCAGACAGCUGGGCUUAGAUAGGGCUCAGUACCCAUGCCUCAGGCUAGGCGCUAUGCUUCUCUUUACUCUUACCUUCUGGCUGUUGUUGCGGCAAUCAGUGAAAGAGAUUUUCAGUAGGAAAAUUAAGAUGUUCACUCAACUCCAAGAGGUCAAUACCAGAGGACAGAGUGGGGGUGAUGCAUCAGUGCUGAAGGUGGUGGGAGGAGUGGUGAUGAGCUGCUAUGCCAAGUACUGGAUCUACGUCUGUGGAGGGAUGUUUAUCAUGGUCUCCUUCGCUGGGAAGCUUGUUGGAUACAAAAUCGUUUACAUGCUGCUCUUCCUUCUCUGCCUAUGCCUCUAUCAGGUGUACUACUCCCUGUGGAGGAAGCUGCUGAAGGUGUUCUGGUGGCUGGUAGUGGCCUACACCAUGCUUAUCUUAAUCUCAAUCUACACCUACCAGUUUGAGGACUUCCCUGGCUACUGGAGGAACCUCACUGGGUUCACAGAGGAACAGUUGGCUGACAUCGGCCUGGAGACAUUUGCUCUGUCAGAGCUGUUCAGCAGCAUCCUGAUCCCCGGCUUCUUCUUGCUGGCAUGCAUAUUGCAGCUGCACUAUUUCCACACGCCGUUCAUGAGCCUCACAGACCUGGAGCACGUAAACCCUUUACACAGAAAGAGUGGCUGCGCCAAUUCUGAGGGCACUGAGUGCCUUGAUGAAGAUCUGGAGAUCGGAAACCACGAUCUAGAGGAUGGAGCGCUUAUGCCUAGUAAAUGGGGUCUAGUGAUGGACAGGUUGCUGGUUCUUUGCAGACAGUUUUCAGAUACGUUGACCCAGACUCAGGAGUUUCUCUGGAGGUUACUUGAACUCCACAUCGUUAAGAUGGUGGCCUUCUACACCGUGUGGGUCGCUCUAGGAGAGCCUUCAGUCAUGAACCUGUUGCUGGUGGUCCUGUGGUCCCUAGCCAUGCCCUACGGCCGCUUCAGGCCCAUGGCGUCCUGUCUGUCCACCGUCUGGGUGUGUGUCAUCAUCGUGUGUAAGAUGCUGUACCAGCUGGUCAUCGUCAAUCCGGACAAGUACUCAAACAACUGCAGCCUGCCUUUCGCCAACAUGACCAACCUGUCCCCGGAGCAGAUGAAGAACUCUACGCUGUACAAGGGGCCCGUGGACCCCGCCAACUGGUUCGGCUUCAGGAAAGAUGCCACAGUGCUGGGAUACAGCAAAAAUCAUUUGGUGGUCCUUAUGCUGCUGGUGUUUGAAGCCACAGUCUACCGUCACCAGAUCCACCACUACUGCCAGGUCCAGUGCUCCCCCCCUGCGGUCCAGACCCUGUUCCCCGCGGCCACCAGAGACACUCUGGACCAGGGCCUCAUGAACUGCCUCAAGUACCUGCUCAACUACGCCUUCUACAAGUUUGGGCUGGAGAUAUGCUUUCUGAUGACGAUUAAUGUGAUUGGCCAGAGGAUGAACUUUGUGGUUAUAAUCCACGGCUGCUGGCUGGUGAUCAUCAUAGUGAGGCGGAGGCGGGCAGCAAUGGCUCGGAUCUGGCCUAAGUACUGCCUAUUCCUGUGCGUUUUCAUGAUUUAUCAGUAUGUCCUCUGCGUGGGGAUGCCGCCCGCCCUCUGUAUCGACUAUCCUUGGCGGUGGAACACUCCAGUGAUGAUCAACUCCGCUCUGAUUAAGUGGAUCUAUCUGCCCGAUUUCUACACUGAGCCCAACUCACAAAAUCUUAUAGCGGAUUUUGUCCUGCUGAUGUGUGCCUCCCAGCAGUGGAAGGUGUUUGAGAAUGAGCGGACAGAGGAUUGGAUGGUUCUUGCGGGGGAGAACACAGACUGUCCUGAUCCAAUGGAGAACCAACUAUUCAACCCAACACCCAAUUUCAUCAACUGCAGGUGUUACCUCGAUAUGGCUAAAGUCCUGGUGUUCCGAUACCUCUACUGGUUUGUGCUGUCAGUGGUCUUUGUCACAGGAGCGACAAGGAUCUCUGUGUUCGGACUGGGUUAUUUGCUGGCGUGUUUCUUCUUCUUUUUGUUUGGGACUCAGCUAUUGGUCAAACCAGCAAGGGCCCGCCUUGCUGUGUGGGACUGCCUUAUCAUCUAUAAUGUAGCAGUUAUCAUUGCAAAGAAUCUGUUAUCGAUCCUGGCAUGUGUAUUUGUAGUUGGGAUGCAGAAAGAUUUUUGUUGGGUGAUACAGCUCUUCAGUCUAGUUUGCACAGUGAAGGGUUAUUAUGACCCCAAGUCUGUGGGCGACAAGACCUGCACCCUCCCAGUGGAGGAGGCGGGCAUCAUCUGGGACAGCAUCUGUUUCCUCUUCCUGCUGCUCCAGAGGCGGGUCUUCCUCAGCUUCUACUUCCUGCACGUGACAGCAGAGCUCCAGGCCUCCGCCAAACAGGCUUCAAGGGGUUUUGAGCUGUUCAGAGCCAGUCUGGUGAAGGACAUGACGUUCCACCAGAAGGCCGAGGAGAAGUCCCUCUCACAGCUAAAGAGAUCCAUGCAGAGAAUCCGCUCCAGACAGAAGAAGUACCGAGCAGGACGUAGAUCUUCUGGAGGUUCUCUGGACGAUGAAGCUGAUGACCCUUCCUCCCGUCCAGACCCCAGAAGGAAGACCCCGAAGAGAUGGCAUCAGCCAUGGAUGCACCACGCUACCGUGCUCCACUCUGGCGAGUACUACCUGUUUGAGUCAGACAGUGAGGAUGAGGAAGACACGCCCUUUGAGGAGCCAACCCCUCAGAAGCAGACUGCAUGUCAGCUGGCGUACCAGGCCUGGGUGACCAGUGUGAAGGGCGCUCUACGCGACCGCCAGAGACGACAGCGAGAGCUGAGGCGGUUGGAGAGAGGAGACAAGAGCAAGGAGAGGGACAACAGAAGUAACCAAGAGGCUGGGCUGGAGUCUGGUGACCAUAAUGUCUUUGAGGAUCUGAUCCAGGAUGGACAGCAGUCAACUGAGCAGUCAGACUCUGGUCAUGGAGCAGUGGUCCAAAGGAUCCUGGAUAUCCUGAGGUUCUUAUGGGCCAUCGUGUUGGCAAUGGUGGACGGGCUGUCUGAGUGGCUCAAUCUGUUGACUAAACAGUACAGGGAUACUUCUACUGUUCUGUGCAAAGAACGCUACCUGCACAUACACAAGAUAGGACAGCCGGGGACCACAGCAGAGCCUUCAGGGGACAAUCUCUCUGAGGACGGGGACACACUGGAGAACAGCUUAAAUGAGACAGAUGCAGAAACAAACAAUUUCCUGGCCAUCACAGGUUGGUCCACAGUACCACCAGCAGUCUAUUAUGGUGGAACUGAGCAGUCAUCAGAAUCCACAUCGUGCAGCACCGUGAGGCUGGCAGUAGAGCCACAGGGGGGUCACAAACAACACAGACACUCCAGAACAGCCAGUGAAAUGCUGGGAGAAAGUUCUCAGUUCUUCAUCGAGGAGCUGGAGCAAAGCAGGGACUUCUACGCCAAGCAGAACCGCCUGUUAAAGCUCCUCUUUGCCUUGUACAGCCUGUUGGCUGCCAACUCAGAGCUGGUCUGCUAUUUAAUAAUAGUGCUCAAUAAUGUGGUCUCAGCCUCGGCCAUAUCCCUUGUCCUGCCCAUACUCGUGUUUCUGUGGGCCAUGCUAGCUGUCCCACGACCCACCAAGAAAUUCUGGAUGACGGCUAUUAUCUACACAGAGGUGAUGGUGGUGGUCAAGUACCUGUUUCAGUUUGGCUUCUUUCCAUGGAAUAGCGUUUAUGAGAUGACUUUAAACGAGGACAAGCCCUUCUUUACACCGCGGAUCUUGGGCCUUGAGAAGACAGACAACUACAUCCGAUACGAUCUGUUACAACUACUAGCACUCUUCUUCCACAGGUCUUUGCUGAUGCGCUACGGCCUGUGGCACCAGGAGGGCCCGCUGGAGGAGAACACAGCGGCCAACGAGGACGGCAUGGACAGAGAACGGCAAGGAAGGGAGAAGGAGGAAGCAGCAAGGGGAUCAGAUGAAGACGUUUUUCAGAGAGGACUUGCGAACAAGGACACCAAUGAAUCCGACUGGACCGACCAGCAAGGCCCAGUCCUGAUUCAGUCAGAAAAGGAUGAACACCGUGACCCUGCUAUUGUUAUUGGAUACACCCAAGAGAUAACUGCCACUGGACCGCAGGAUGGUUUGGAAAACCCUGCUGGUCCAGAGAACACCAAGCUAGAGGGAGAAGGACACACGGAAAAGACUGAACCGAGAAAGAGAAGCAGACUCCGCUUCCGGAAGGCCAAACGAAAGACGAGCAACGAUUUGCCAACAGAAGCUUCACAGCCAAUCAAGGAGCCGGUUAAGAAGAAGGGGGAGAGCAGACGAGCUGAGAGACUUUUAGCUGCAGGACAGAAGAUAAAGCAUGUGUUAGUCUCCCGCGUUCAGGAUGUUUACAGACCUACCCGCUGUUUCUUUGUGAAUAUCCUCCACACGGAAUACCGUGCAGCUACAGACGUCUACGCUCUCAUGUUCCUGACAGACGUGGUUGACUUUAUCAUCAUUGUGUUUGGAUUCUGGGCGUUUGGCAAACACAGCGCUGCAGCAGACAUCGCCUCCUCUCUGUCGGACGACCAAGUCCCCGAGGCCUUCCUGGUGAUGCUGCUCAUCCAGUUUAGCACCAUGAUCAUCGACAGAGCUCUGUACCUCCGCAAGACUGUACUGGGAAAGCUCAUAUUUCAGAUUAUCUUAGUGUUUGGUAUUCACCUGUGGAUGUUCUUUAUUCUUCCUGCAGUCACUGAGAGGAUGUUUAACCAGAACUUCGUGGCCCAACUAUGGUACUUUGUCAAGUGCAUCUACUUCGGCCUGUCUGCCUAUCAGAUCCGGUGUGGAUACCCCACCCGAAUUCUGGGCAAUUUCCUUACCAAGGGAUACAACCACCUCAACCUUUUUCUGUUCCAAGGGUUCCGACUCGUUCCAUUCCUGGUUGAGCUGCGUGCUGUCAUGGAUUGGGUGUGGACUGACACAACCUUGUCUCUGUCAAAUUGGAUGUGUGUUGAAGAUAUCUACGCAAAUAUCUUCAUAAUAAAGUGCAGCCGUGAGACAGAGAAGAAAUACCCCCAGCCUAAAGGGCAGAAGAAGAAGAAGAUAGUGAAAUACGGAAUGGGCGGACUGAUCAUUUUCUUCCUGAUAUGCAUUAUUUGGUUCCCACUUCUCUUCAUCUCAUUGGUCAGAUCUGUGGUGGGUGUGGUCAACCAUCCCAUCGAUGUGACUGUGACAGUGAAGCUCGGAGGUUAUGAGCCCCUGUUCACUAUGAGUGCUCAGCAGCAGUCCAUCCAGCCCUUCUCUGAGGCAGACUAUGACAGACUUACAACACUUUUUGGAGACAACGCUGUCGCCAUGCAGUUCAUAACGUUCUACAGUUCUGAGGACAUCGUGACAGCCCGGAUCGAGGGGAGCUCGGGGUCGGUGUGGAGGAUCAGCCCCCCCAGCCGACAGGAGGUGGUAAAGGAGCUGAUGGGGAGUCCUGGUGAUCUAACGCUGCGGCUUGCAUGGAACUUUCAGAGAGACUUGGGCAAAGGUGGGACUGUUGAACACUCGUUUGACAAACACUCCAUAAACCUGGAGCCAGGAAACCCAGUCAGAGCGGACCUGGCUUCACUACUGGUUGGCAACCGCACUGAGCCUGUGCGUAUUCCUCAUAUGUUCCCCAAUUACAUCCGGGCCCCGAAUGGCGCUGAGGCCAAGCCGGUGACCCAGCUCUAUGAAGGGGAUGAGGAUGGGUACCAGAAUGUGACUCUGUCCCUAAUGAGCGACAGGUCCUUAAACCGCAGUGGGACCCAGGAGUGGUGGGACAUUGCCAUCGAUGACUGUAAACCUUCCACAGGCAGCUGUCGCGUGUUGCCCAUGAUCAUAUUUAAUGACAAAGUCAGUCCGCCGAGCUUGGGUUUCCUUGCUGGAUACGGAAUCAUGGGUCUGUAUGUGUCGGUGGUCCUGGUGAUUGGAAAGUUUGUCCGCGGGUUCUUCAGUGAGAUCUCCCACUCCAUCAUGUUUGAGGAACUUCCCUGUGUGGAUCGCAUCCUAAAGUUGUGCACUGACAUAUUCCUGGUCCGUGAGACAGGAGAACUGGAGCUGGAGGAGGAGCUCUACUCAAAACUCAUCUUCCUGUACCGCUCCCCGGAGACCAUGAUCAAAUGGACCAGAGACAUGCAAGUCAGGGGUCGAAGAAGAAACUGACCCUUUAAUUUAAAGAAGUAUUUAUGAAACAGUACAAUGAAUAGCAAAAAAUGCAGUGCAUUUACAACGGAAUGUAAGCAGACAUGACAGGACGUAUGAAUUAUUUCCUAGAUGACCUCUUGCAACCAUCAUUUGGACUCUUGUGGAUUCUUGGUGUUUUUUUAUUCAUUUUCUAUUUUUUUUAUUCAGACUCAAAUGAAUAAGGGAACAAAAAAUAAAAGCAUAAUAGACUAGCUGUGAACAUGAAAUGAGAAUGGCGAUUUUAUCGUUAAAAUAAUAAUGUUAAUAUUUUUAUGGUUGAUAAAUUCCCCCUGAAAGGAGGACUUUAUGAAGUGAAAACAAUGCAAAUAAAUGAAAUGCAACAUUUGUCAGGUUGCUUAUGUUUAACAAAGAUAUGAAGAAGAUUGUUCUGGUUAGAAUAACCAUCAACAAAGGGGAUACAUUUAUUGCAGAUGUAGAUAUCUUGUAUAGAUAUGGAUACCAAACGAUUCGGAUACUUUAAUAAUUUUCAAUGUGAAACGCCCACUAAUAAUAAUAAUACAUUUUAUUUGUAAAGCACUGUUCAUAAAAUAAUCUCAAAGUGCUACAGAAACCGAAAAAAUAAUAUAACAAAACUCUAAGGGCAAUAACAAAUUAAAAUCCAGCGAUAAAAUACAUUAAUAAAAAAUAGCUAAAAGAGGAGUUGAUGUGCAGAUUUAAUUUUGAAAAAUCGAAGGACAACUUAAGAACGCCUGCUUGAACAAAAAGGUUUUUAGCUCUUUUUUAAAAGUGUCCACAGACUGGGGUUUUCGCAGAUGUUCAGGGAGGGAGUUCCAGAUGUGAGGGUCAGCGGAGCAGAAGGCUCGGUCUCCCAUGGUGCGAAGUCUUGUGCGGGGCUGAUGGAGGUUUGUGCUUUGGGACCGGAGGUUACGGGUGAAUGAGUGAGGUGUAAGGAGGUCUUUGAGGUAUUGCAGGGCGUUGCUGUAGAUUCAAAGGUGGGUGAUGAGGGAGAUCUUGUAUUGAAUACUUGAGGUUCUGGGGAGCCUGUGGAGGUUCUGAAGAAAGGGGGUGAUGUGGUCUUAUCUGCGGGUUUUCAUCAGAGUUCGGGCAGCGCAGUUCUGAAUGAAUUAAAGUUUCUGAAGGUGUUUACUAGGUAUAACGAUGAGCAGGCUGUUACAAUAUUCAAGCCUGGAGGAGAUUAAGGCGUGGACGAGUUUCUCUGAGUCAGAGAAAGUGAGGGGCGGAGUUUAGAAAUGUUCUUGAUAUGGAAAAAGCAGGUUUUUACAGAUGUUUGAUGUGGUUUGCAAAGGUCAGUUGUGGGUCCAGCUUCACAACGAGGUUGGUAACUGUGGUUAAAAGGGGGAUGUCUUGACCGGAGAAGGAGAUUUGUGGUUAUGGGUGAUGACUGGACCUGAUGAGGGGUGCCAAUUUGUAUGGUUUCAGUUUUAGAGCUGUUCAGCUGGAGGAAGUUGUGACUCAUCCACGCCCUAAUCUCCUCCAGUUAGUUGGAGAGGGCUAGAAAAGAUGGUAAACAUAAACUAAACAUUGUUAUGGCUGGAACUGGUAUAUUAAAACAGCUAAAUAAUAACCAGCAAUCCUUUUCCAAGUAAAGGAAAAAUGGAUAAAAUAAAUACUAUGCUUUCAAAUUAAAUUAACAGAACCACCACGCGUGGAAGGGGCUGGACAGUUGACCAUGAAAUCAGCAAGUCCUGCAGCGCGCAUUCAGCCAUGUGAUUGGACAGAAUCUCCUCAAACGUUGGUAGAUUGGGUAAAGCAUAGCAACCUAAUCUGAUAGAAUAUUGUUAUGUGGCUCAGAAGCCACAGCUGUUUGUGUCUUCCAGUUUAUAAUGCCCGGUGGAAGGAAACAAAGGUACAGGUUAUCCAUCAGGGAUCUGGUCUGACCGGGCCUUCAGUAAGUGUGAUUAACCGCAACAAGCCGUUUUGAAAAUCAGCCUCUUCUGACAUCACAAGUGGGCAUGU
Molecule: messenger RNA, 9656 nt
Organism: Gadus chalcogrammus (walleye pollock)
Lineage: Eukaryota; Metazoa; Chordata; Actinopteri; Gadiformes; Gadidae
Product: piezo-type mechanosensitive ion channel component 1-like
Exons: 53
Coding region: 180-7697 (2505 amino acids)
Source: RefSeq, a predicted model, not a curated record